This is a messenger RNA of Eutrema salsugineum, 2411 nucleotides long. Its product is annotated as protein ETHYLENE INSENSITIVE 3. The coding region runs from base 269 to 2158 and encodes 629 amino acids. The transcript is spliced from 2 exons. NCBI's taxonomy places the organism in Eukaryota, Viridiplantae, Streptophyta, Magnoliopsida, Brassicales, Brassicaceae. The record is from RefSeq and is a predicted model, not a curated record. Gene Ontology annotation, molecular function: DNA-binding transcription factor activity; DNA binding. Gene Ontology annotation, cellular component: nucleus.
AAACGCAAGAAACGCAAUUAACAAAAGUCGCUUUCUACCCACGUGAUCUUUCGUCGACUUUUCUUCUUCUUCUCCUUCAUCUUCAUCUCGUCUCUAACUUUUCGGGGAGCUUUUGAUGUGAAUUAGGGUUUUAUCAUCAUCUCUUUCUUUGUCCCUUAACCAAGAAAGGAGAAAGUCAGAGACUUUUUUAUUUUACUCCUAUCAUUUCUAUUGGGCUGCCUGUUUAUCUCCAGGUUAAUCGGUUCUGGUCUUACUGUGAAGAGUCACGAUGAUGUUCAACGAGAUGGGAAUGUGCGGGAACAUGGAUUUCUUCUCUUCCGGGUCUCUCGGAGAAGUUGAUUUCUGUCCAGCACCACAGGCUGAACCGGACUCAAUCGUUGAAGAUGACUAUACCGACGACGAGAUCGAUGUGGAUGAAUUGGAGAGGAGGAUGUGGAGGGACAAAAUGAGGCUUAAACGUCUCAAGGAACAGGACAAGAGCAAGGAAGGAGUCGAUGCUGCAAAGCAGAGGCAGUCUCAAGAGCAAGCGAGGAGGAAGAAAAUGUCUAGAGCUCAAGACGGGAUCUUGAAGUACAUGUUGAAGAUGAUGGAAGUGUGUAAAGCUCAGGGCUUUGUUUACGGUAUCAUCCCUGAGAAUGGAAAACCUGUCACCGGUGCAUCGGAUAAUCUCCGUGAGUGGUGGAAAGAUAAAGUCAGGUUCGAUCGUAACGGUCCUGCGGCUAUAACCAAGUACCAAGCGGAGAACAAUAUCCCUGGGAUUCAUGAAGGUAACAAUCCUAUUGGACCGACUCCACACACUUUGCAAGAGCUUCAAGACACGACUCUUGGAUCGCUUUUGUCUGCGUUGAUGCAGCACUGUGAUCCUCCUCAGAGAAGGUUUCCUUUGGAGAAAGGAGUUCCUCCUCCAUGGUGGCCUAACGGGAAAGAAGAGUGGUGGCCUCAACUUGGUUUGCCUAAAGAUCAAGGUCCUGCUCCUUACAAGAAGCCUCAUGAUUUGAAGAAGGCGUGGAAAGUCGGCGUUUUGACUGCGGUUAUCAAGCAUAUGUUUCCUGAUAUUGCCAAGAUCCGUAAGCUCGUGAGGCAAUCUAAGUGCUUGCAGGAUAAGAUGACUGCUAAAGAGAGUGCUACUUGGCUGGCCAUUAUUAACCAAGAGGAGUCUUUGGCACGAGAGCUUUACCCUGAGUCCUGCCCUCCAGUUUCUUUAUCUGGCGGAAGUUGCUCUCUUCUGAUGAAUGAUAGUACUCAAUACGACGUUGAAGGUUUCGAGAAGGAGGCUCAUUAUGAAGUUGAAGAGCUCAAGCCAGAGAAAGUGAUGAAUCCUUCAAGCUUUGCCAUGGCUGGUAAAAUCCAUGAGUUCCCUGUGAAGGAAGAAGUCAUGUCGGGAAACUCGGAAUUCAUGAGGAAGAGGAAACCAAACAGGGAUCUGAACACUAUAAUGGACAGAACUGUUUUCACAUGCGAGAAUCUUGGAUGUGCGCAUAGCGAGAUCAGCAGGGGAUUUAUUGAUAGGAACGCAAGAGAUAACCAUCAGUUGGUUUGUCCAAACCGAGGGAGUUGCUUACCGUAUGGAGCAGCAGCAGCAUCCAGGUUCCAUGUCAAUGAAGUUAAACCUGUAGUUGGAUUUUCUCAGCCAAGGCCAGUGAACUCGGUGGCUCAACCAAUCGACUUGACCGGUAUUGGAGUUCCUGAAGAUGGACAGAAGAUGAUCUCCGAGCUCAUGUCCAUGUACGACAGAAAUGUCCAGAGCAACCAAACUUCUAUGGUCAUGGAAACUCAAAACGUGUCUUUGCUUCAGCCAACUGUCCAGAAUCAUCAAGAACACCUCCAGUUCCAAGGAAACAUGGUCGAAGGAGGUUUCUUUGAAGACUUGAACAUCCCAAACAGAGUUAAUAACAACAACAACAACCAAGCGUUUUUCCAAGGAAACAAUAAUGGGUUUAAGUUCGACGCUACACACAACAACAACAACAACAACUUUGAAGCUGCUCAUAACAAUAACAACAACAACAGUAGCAGCAACAGGUUUCAGCUUGUGUUUGAUUCUACACCGUUUGAUUUGGCUUCAUUCGACUACAGAGACGAUAUGUCAAUGCCUGGAGUGGUAGGAGCGAUGGAUGGUAUGCAGCAGAAGCAGCAAGAUGUGUCCAUAUGGUUCUAAGUCUUGGUAGUAGAUUUCAUCUUCAGUUAUUUUUAUUUUUAUCUUUUGUGGUCUUACAUUCACUCUACCAUGUAAUAUUUUUCUGGGCACGUCUCUCUGUCUCUCUCUCUCGCUUGUGAUGUGUUUGUAAGAGUCUCUAAAACUCUAUGUUACUGUGUGUCUUUGUCUCGGCUGGUGAAAUUCUCUCAUCAUCAGCUUCUUUUAGUUACACAUCCCAGACUUGGGGACGAAACACAUUAUAUAUAAAUUUUAA